Molecule: messenger RNA, 1797 nt
Organism: Arachis duranensis
Lineage: Eukaryota; Viridiplantae; Streptophyta; Magnoliopsida; Fabales; Fabaceae
Product: low affinity inorganic phosphate transporter 1-like
Exons: 3
Coding region: 177-1724 (515 amino acids)
Biological process (GO): phosphate ion transport; transmembrane transport
Cellular component (GO): membrane
Molecular function (GO): phosphate transmembrane transporter activity
Source: RefSeq, a predicted model, not a curated record
CAUUUUCUUUUAUUGUGUUAUCCUUUCUCUGUUUGUAUUCCUUACGUGUCUCCCUCCUCACUCUUAUAAGAACACGAACACCAUUCUCAUCUUUCUUCAUCACUUGUUUUUCCUUCCCCUCAUUCACUCUUUACUCAUCAGUUAUACAUUAAGCCAAUCUUUGAUAUUAUCAGAAGAUGGCCAAGGAACAAUUGCAGGUUCUGAAUGCACUUGAUGUUGCAAAGACACAAUGGUACCACUUUACUGCCAUUGUGAUCGCCGGGAUGGGUUUCUUCACUGAUGCUUAUGACCUCUUUUGCAUCUCCCUGGUCACCAAGCUACUUGGCCGCUUGUACUAUUACGAUGGCUCUAAUAACCCGGGUUCUCUUCCGUCCAACGUCUCUUCUGCCAUCAAUGGUGUCGCAUUCUGCGGCACCCUCGCCGGCCAACUAUUCUUCGGUUGGCUGGGCGACAAGAUGGGAAGGAAGCGUGUCUACGGAAUGACACUCAUGCUCAUGGUUAUUUGUUCCCUUGCCUCUGGACUCUCCUUUGGAAAAGAGCCUAAAUCUGUUAUGGUCACUCUUUGCUUUUUUAGGUUUUGGCUUGGGUUUGGGAUCGGCGGCGACUAUCCUCUCUCUGCAACCAUUAUGUCUGAGUACGCCAACAAGAAGACACGUGGAGCAUUCAUCGCGGCGGUCUUUGCCAUGCAGGGAUUUGGAAUCCUUGCCGGUGGCAUGGUUGCAAUUAUAGUUUCGUCCAUUUUCAAGGGACUGCACCCUGCUCCGGCGUUUGAGUUCGACCACGUGGGGUCCACAGUUCCGGAAGCCGAUUACGUUUGGAGGAUAAUCUUGAUGUUUGGCGCCCUGCCCGCUCUUGCGACGUACUACUGGAGGAUGAAGAUGCCGGAGACAGCAAGGUACACGGCCUUGGUGGCGAAGAACGCAAAGCAAGCAGCUUCGGACAUGUCCAAGGUUCUUGAGGUUGAGAUUGAAGCAGAGCAAGAGAAGAUUGAGCAGCAAGAAACAGGGGGAGGCAACGAUUUUGGAUUGUUCUCGAGAGAGUUUGUUAAGCGGCAUGGGCUUCACCUUGUUGGAACCGCCACAACUUGGUUCCUUUUGGAUAUUGCUUACUACAGCCAGAAUCUGUUCCAGAAAGAUAUCUUUAGUGCCAUCGGUUGGAUCCCACCGGCUAAGACAAUGAACGCAAUUGAAGAGGUUUACAAGAUUGCGAGAGCACAGACUUUGAUUGCACUGUGCAGCACUGUUCCCGGUUACUGGUUCACGGUGGCACUCAUUGAUAGGGUGGGGAGGUUUGCCAUCCAGUUGAUGGGAUUCUUCUUCAUGACGGUUUUCAUGUUUGCAUUGGCAAUACCUUAUCAUCAUUGGACCUUGAAGGGAAACCAGAUUGGCUUUGUUGUGAUGUACUCACUGACGUUUUUCUUCGCCAACUUUGGACCCAAUGCCACCACUUUUGUGGUCCCUGCCGAGAUCUUCCCUGCUAGGCUUAGAUCAACGUGUCAUGGCAUUUCAGCUGCUGCAGGCAAAGCUGGAGCUAUGGUUGGUGCUUUUGGAUUUAUUUACGCUGAGAAAGGAAUUGGUGUCAGGAACACCCUUAUAAUCUUGGGUGUGGUUAACGUCUGUGGCUUCUUCUUCACAUUCUUAGUUCCUGAAUCUAAAGGAAAAUCACUGGAAGAAAUGUCUGGUGAGGCUGAGGACCAACAAGCUGUGGAUAAUAAUGUUGUUUAAGCUUUAAUUAAUAAUUAUGACUCUUUAUGUACAUGCAUGGUUGAUUAGCAUUUACUAUGUCAUUUUAAUUCAA